Messenger RNA from Saccostrea echinata, 636 nucleotides. RefSeq names its product P2X purinoceptor 7-like. NCBI's taxonomy places the organism in Eukaryota, Metazoa, Mollusca, Bivalvia, Ostreida, Ostreidae. The transcript has 3 exons. The record is from RefSeq and is a predicted model, not a curated record. The coding region runs from base 13 to 636 and encodes 207 amino acids.
UGCUCUAAAGAAAUGGCUGAAGUAUCUGUCAACCCUGAAAAUGAAUCUCCGUCGGAAAGUUCUGAAGAUGAGCAAACGCUAGAUUUGUCCUGUGGAUCAUCUAGUUUUGACGAAAGUGUUACUGGCGAAGUCUAUGACACCAAUUCCAUCGCUCCAUUCCGAUUUGAGCCAUACGAAAGUGGGUCAAAUGAAUCAGACUCUGCUGACUCGGAUGAUCAAGAAAAUAUAAACAGCCGCUUACAAAACACUGAUUGGUGCACUUGUGGGAAUUGCAUACCAAUGCCAACUGCAACGGAAUCACUAUGUUGUCACGAAGUUGAGAAAAUACACUACCUAUUUGCAGACUUAAAUUCAGAGGUCCAUUGUAUAACCGCCCAUCCUGGUUUUCAACCAGCAUGUUUAAAUACAUAUGUUCUACAGAUAGCAUACUAUCAGUACAAACAACAGUACAGGGAAGACAUUGAAGACUCUUCUGAGAAGUACAGAUACACAGCAUAUCGCCAACUGGCUAGAUGGGCUUGGGGAUAUCUUGGAAGGAAAAUAAGGGUUCCACUACCAUCAUGCGCAGUGAAUCUUAUACGGAACACGUUUCCAAGUGAAUCCGGACAUUACACAGGAUUUAAACUGGCUAAUUAA